GGUACCACUGUCGUGACGUCAACAGAAGAAAUUAAACAUGGCCGACAGAUGGUGAUAGUAACAAAAGUUAGCGACGAUAAAAACCUGCAAACUUCGAUGCGAAUAUUUGAGCAUUCCUGCGCGUCUUCUUUUCGGUUUUGGAUGGUGGUCAGUCUCAUGUGGGAUUUUGAGGUUGAACGUGAGUCCUUUGGUCCGUAAAGACACUCACCGACACGGGCUUUAGCCGGCCUCGGCUCGGUGGUAGCUAGCAUAGCAAUAGCAACCAAACCAGCGCCCGCUAUUGUUUUUGUCGAAAUACGUCCAGAGAACUGGACUGAAUAAACAUUUUUCUGAUUUUUUUUUAAUACAAAGGCUUACAGUCUGCAGCUAUUCUGAAUAUUUUUUAGAUCUAAUUAGAAUUGUGCUUGGUUGGACUAGUCACCAAACAAAACCUUGCUCGCCGUUGCCUUGGACUGUACCUGUUUGCAAACCCAGGAGAGAUGGACCCGAAGCGAGCGCGCGGCAGAUCGUCCCACGCUAGCGGCGCGAGCAGCGGGGACUCGAGCUGCGGCAGCCCGGCGUCCCCGUCGAGCAGCCCCGCGCAGCCGGCGGGCCACGCCUUGCUGCCCGCGGCCAACGCGUUCGCCAACGACGGCAGCUUCAUGGAGCUCUUCAAAAAGAAGAUGGAGGAGGAGAAGAGGAAAAAGGAGGCGCAGCAGGAAACAGGUGGAGAUGGAGCCACCGAGCAGGGACAGACCUCAGAGGAAAAGAAGGCUCCUCCUGUGACCUUUGUGGGGAAGCGCCGAGGCGGUGUGUUCCUAAAGACCGGCAUGGUUGCAAAGAAGCAGAAACAGGAUGCAGAUGCUGAGCCAGGCAAGAGCGAUGCUUGGUCAAAGUACAUGGCUGAGGUGAAAAAGUACAAAGCCCACCAGUGUGGUGACGACGACAAAACCAGACCUCUGGUCAAAUAGGCCCCCCAAACAGGUGAACAUGUGAAACCAGAAUGCUUUUGGGAGAAGUCCACCCAGGAGGAGCUGCAGGGGGGAUGGCCUGUACUGACCCUCUCAUACUGCCUGUACAGGCAGUCGUUCCCUUGGUGUUUCACAAACUGUUUAGACUGAAACACUUUUCUUUUGUAUUCUUAUUGAUCUGCAUUUUUYUUUUUUUUUUUUUUUUUUUUUUUUUUUUUGCUGGUGUCAAAAGAAGUCUAAAAAACUUGUUUCCAGGUAUUCUGAUCCAUAAGGUUUGUCAUGUCUGAUUAUUGUCUAUAAUUCAAACUGAUUUGGAAACCUGGUCAAAGGUUCAAUUGAAUUAAAAUUCUUCCUUUCCUUGAUUUUUAUUUUAUUUUUUUGUAAUAAAAAUGGGUGUAAGGCUGGACAAGAUGCCUCCAAAGGUUCCUCUA
Messenger RNA from Austrofundulus limnaeus, 1381 nucleotides. It is a transcript of the gene trir, whose product is annotated as telomerase RNA component interacting RNase. The transcript is spliced from 3 exons. Bases 480 to 950 code for a protein of 156 amino acids. NCBI's taxonomy places the organism in Eukaryota, Metazoa, Chordata, Actinopteri, Cyprinodontiformes, Rivulidae. The record is from RefSeq and is a predicted model, not a curated record. Gene Ontology annotation, molecular function: 5'-3' exonuclease activity; 3'-5' exonuclease activity.